This is a messenger RNA of Annulohypoxylon maeteangense, 1389 nucleotides long. RefSeq names its product HIT-like protein. NCBI's taxonomy places the organism in Eukaryota, Fungi, Ascomycota, Sordariomycetes, Xylariales, Hypoxylaceae. The coding region runs from base 316 to 1185 and encodes 289 amino acids. The transcript is spliced from 2 exons. Gene Ontology annotation, molecular function: DNA 5'-adenosine monophosphate hydrolase activity; double-stranded RNA binding; single-stranded DNA binding. The record is from RefSeq and is a predicted model, not a curated record. Gene Ontology annotation, biological process: single strand break repair; double-strand break repair. Gene Ontology annotation, cellular component: nucleus.
CAUCUUCACUAUGUUUCUGUCGACAUUGAAGAAAUAGCUUCUAUAUUACUAAUGUCUACGUAUAAUCAGUGAGAUUCAAUUGACAGAUUAUACUAUUACUCUCUACUUCUCAGGCAUGUGAAUGUAGUAAUACGGACUACAUAACACCUACUCAGUAGCCGCAGCUACCAACCAGCCAACCUGCCGGGUCUAUUUUAUCGCCGAGUUAUCCUACUAAAUGCAGGCGUCAAUAAUAAAUUCCCUCCUAGAAACGCCUCUUACGACUUCCAUACCUUAGCCAAGUCGAAGUCGAAGUCGAAGUCGAAGAAUAAUAAUAUGCCAUCAACCGAGUCAGACCCCGAAGAUGCGAUCACCUCAGAAGAGAUCGCCGGCACGGCACCAGCGCCAGCAGCCACCGGUGUGACUCAAGGCACGAAGCGCAACGCAUUCACAGAACUAAUGUCCCCCAAACCCAAGGCCGCCAAAGAAUCCUCCCCCCAAACCCUCGCCUCAACCCGAAGCCCAAACACGCGCUUCCUAAAAGAGCGCGACGGCCUCGGCGCCUACACGCGGAACCCAUCCUCCUUCCCGCCCUCGCGCGUAAUCUACCACACCGACGAUUUCGUCGCCAUAAACGACCUAUACCCGAAAUCCACCGUGCACGCGCUCCUCCUCCCACGCUCACCACUAAGUCGUCUCCACCCCUUCGACGCCUUCGACGACGCCGCCUUCCUAACCUCCGUACGGGCCGAGACCGCGAAGCUAAAGCGAUUAGUAGCGAAAGAGCUACAACGGCGGUACGGGCGAUACAGCGCGCAAGAGCAAGAGCGAGAAGCGGUGUUAAACGGGGAGACAGAGGUGCCGUCAGGAGAAGGACUACCAAAAGGGCGGGAUUGGGAAAGCGAGCUAUUAGUCGGAGUCCACGCACACCCGUCGAUGAACGACUUGCACGUACACGUGCUGUCGCCAGACAUGAUAUCGGAGUGUAUGCGCCACCGCAAGCACUACAACAGCUUCAACACGCCGUUCCUGAUCGACGUGGCCGACUUCCCGCUCGCCGAGGACGAUGUGCGCAGACAUCCUACGAAGGCUGGGUUCAGUAAUAAGGAUUUAAUAUGUUGGCGUUGUAAGAGGAAUUUUGGGAAUAGGUUUAAACAGCUCAAAGACCAUUUGGAAGAAGAGUUUGAGGAGUGGAAGAAAGAGUGAAUGAGGGCUUUGAUACGUGAUUUGUACUCGAUCUGUUCAAGACCAAGGUUCAAGCGCAUUGUGAAGAAAGAGCGAUAUAUAGGUGAUAGAAGACGCAGGCUCUCACCUACAUUAUUUAUCAGUGUACUUUAGCAAGGCGUCAUUACACAGGUCAGUAUGUUAGACUGUUACGCAUAAGCACGGCUCCAAAUAUCUCACGACAUA